ACUAUGGUAUACUCAUUUAUUCCACAUCAAAUUGGAACAUUUAAAGUGAAACAGGUGAUAGAGAUUAUUGGUCCAGUGGCAGCUAAAAAUUUGCGGUCUAUGUUGAUGAAACCAUUUUAUCAUAUAAAUUUAUAUUUCAAAAGCAUCUGUAAACCUUUCACUAAGAAAGUUGUGAUGAAAACUAAUCCUGGUAUAUCCCCUUUGAUCAGUAACCCCAC
This is a messenger RNA of Chinchilla lanigera (long-tailed chinchilla), 218 nucleotides long. RefSeq lists its product as uncharacterized. The record is from RefSeq and is a predicted model, not a curated record. Lineage: Eukaryota; Metazoa; Chordata; Mammalia; Rodentia; Chinchillidae.